CUGAGCUGCGGCGGCCGCCGGGUGGACGGUAUUCGGGGCUGCCUAGACCUGGGGGCGCCGCCAGGUGUUCGGGGUUUUGGGUCUGGCCGCGAUCAGACCCAGAGGGCACCCAGAGAGAGUUAAGCCUUCGUGGCUUCUGAACAAGAUGGCAGAAACAUCGCCAGAGCCUUCUGGGCAGCUUGUUGUACACUCAGACACUCAUAGUGACACUGUCCUGGCCAGUUUUGAGGACCAGAGGAAGAAAGGCUUUCUCUGUGACAUUACUUUAAUCGUGGAGAAUGUGCAUUUCCGAGCCCACAAAGCCCUACUUGCUGCCAGUAGCGAAUAUUUCUCCGUGAUGUUUGCGGAGGAAGGGGAGAUUGGGCAGUCCAUUUACAUGCUGGAGGGCCUGGUGGCAGACACCUUUGGUAACCUGCUGGACUUCAUCUACACAGGUUAUCUCCAUGCCAGUGAGAAAAGUACAGAACAAAUCCUGGCUACUGCUCAAUUCUUAAAAGUCUAUGACCUGGUUAAGGCUUACACAGACUUCCAGAAUAAUCAUGGCUUCUCAAAGCCAACAACUUUGAACAGUGCCGGCACUCCAGUGGUUGUUAUUUCUAACAAGAAAAAUGAUCCUCCAAAGCGGAAACGGGGAAGACCAAGAAAAGUUAAUAGUUUGCAGGAGGGGAAAUCAAACCUGAGAUCAGAAGAAGAAAUGCAGCUAAGAGUGAACCAUUCGGUUCAGAAUAGACAAAACUUUGUGGCCAAAGAAGGAGACAGUGUUGUAGUGAAUGAAGAGAUUCCAGCAAAAGAAAAAGAAUCCGAGCCUGCUUGUGAGUCCGAUAGAGUGGAGGAGAUACCAGCUGAAAAAGAUGAGAACUGUGACCCCAAGACCCAGGAUGGGCAGGACAGCCAGAGUCGGUACAGCAAGCGCAGGAUUCAGAGGUCUGUCAAACUUAAAGACUACAAACUUGUUGGGGAUGAGGAUGAUCAGAGUUCAGCCAAGCAGAUGUGUGGAAGGAGAAAGUGCCCCAGGGGUCCCGAAGCUCGUUGUAAAGACUGUGGCAAAGUCUUUAAGUACAAUCACUUUUUAGCGAUCCACCAGAGGAGCCAUACCGGGGAGCGACCCUUCAAAUGCACCGAGUGUGGAAAAGGCUUUGCACAGAAACACUCCCUGCAGGUCCACACCAGGAUGCACACAGGCGAGCGGCCGUAUACCUGCACCGUGUGCAGCAAGGCUCUGACCACAAAACACUCGCUGCUGGAGCACAUGAGCCUGCACUCAGCAGGACAGAAGUCUUUUACCUGUGAUCAGUGUGGAAAGUAUUUCAGCCAGAAAAGACAACUGAAGAGCCAUUACCGAGUUCAUACAGGCCACUCAUUGCCGGAAUGCAACCACUGCCAUCGCAAAUUCAUGGAUGUGUCUCAGCUAAAGAAACAUCUACGAACGCACACAGGUGAGAAGCCAUUUACUUGUGAAAUCUGUGGCAAAUCUUUCACAGCGAAGAGUUCUCUUCAGACCCACAUCAGAAUUCAUCGAGGAGAAAAGCCAUAUUCUUGCAGCAUAUGUGGCAAAUCCUUCUCUGACUCCAGUGCCAAGAGGAGACACUGCAUUCUCCACACGGGCAAAAAGCCUUUUUCCUGCCCUGAGUGUAGCUUACAGUUUGCUCGCCUGGACAACUUGAAAGCCCACUUGAAAAUCCACAGCAAGGAGAAACACACAUCAGAUGCCAGCAGCGUUUCCGGCAGUAGCAAUGCUGAAGAGGUCAGAAAUAUUCUUCAGCUACAGCCCUACCAGCUCUCUACUUCUGGAGAGCAGGAGAUUCAGCUUCUCGUAACUGAUUCUGUGCAUAACAUCAAUUUCAUGCCAGGGCCUACCCAGGGAAUCAGCAUUGUGGCUGCUGAGAGUUCCCAGAACAUGACCUCAGACCAGGCUGCCAAUCUCACCCUGCUCACGCAGCAGCCAGGGCAACUGCAGAAUUUAAUUCUUUCAGCUCAGCAGGAGCACACAGAGCACAUUCAGAGCCUCAAUAUGAUUGAAAGCCAGAUGGAGCCCUCACAGACCGAGCCAGUGCACGUAAUUACACUGUCUAAGGAAACCCUGGAACAGCUUCAUGCCCACCAAGAGCAAACAGAGGAGCUCCGUCUAGCAGCAAGUGCUUCAGAUCCAGCUCAGCACCUGCAGCUGACACAGGAGCCUGACCCGCCUCCACCCACUCACCACGUGCCCCAGCCAACACCACUUGGCCAGGAGCAGAGCUGAGCUGGGAACAUGUUUGACUGCUCCUCAGGAGCCUCGCCUGAGCCAGCUAGAACAAGAUGGCAAAUGCUUAGAGUCAAGCUCUCUAGCACACCACCUUACAGAUCCUUAUGUGGAUGUCAUAGCCAGAAGACAUUUAUAAUAUGCUCUGUUGGUACAGUGAAGCGUGCGUGCGUGCGUGUGUGUGUGUGUGUGCAGUACUUAUUUGUAUUUAGCAUUUCAAUAUUGAUGAGCGGUUUUUAUUUUCAUCUACUGUAUCUCAAAGACUAGGGCAGUGUUUGAUUUUUCUUUGAAGGCAUUGAUUUAGACUUUUUGGUAAGUAUUAAAGAUUCCCAGCCAUGGGUUGUCAUCUUGACCUUUACAGUUACAUUUUUUAGAACAAAGGAAGUCAUGUGUUGGUUGAAUUGGCGACAGUGGUUGGUUCUACUUCUUUAUUUCUCUUGGGCAGCACAGUGGCCAGUCUGAGAUAUGUUAGGGCACCUAUGACAGUUCACAACAUUUAAGAGAUUUUUAAUAACUUCUAAUCCCUAAAAAGGUAUCUUUUGACAUUUCAUCUUUGUAUGCUGCAGUGGACUAAUCAUGUCAUGCUUAAGGUAGAUUCAAACCCAUAGGAACUAUAGUCAGCUCAAAGUUGAAAAAACAGGAAAACCAAAAAUAUACUUCUUUUAAAUUCUGAAUUCAAUGUUUCUGCAAAGCAUGGAUAUACAUAUUUUUUUAAAUGUAGGCUGUUGACUGAAAGUGUGACUCAAGUGGUAGAGUGCCUGCCUAGCGAGCACAAAGCCCUGAGUUCAAACUCCAGUACCACAGAAAAAAAAAAAGCAGGCCACUGAAAUUUUAAUUAAAAGUUCAGUAAAAAUAUGAAAGUGGAUCUGAACAUUCAACCAAAAUAAAACUGAAUUUUAUUAGGCAUGAUACUUGAGCAUGAAGUUAAAGUCGUCUUAAUUAUCCUAGAACAUAAAAUUUUGUUCACUAUGACUUGUGUUAAAUAUACUCUAUUGAAUUAUAAUUAAUCCCUGAAAAUACUGAUUUGUACUGUAUCUGAUGACUUUUUGGAGAUUGAAAUUUGCUAUCAUCUAUUUUUAUUGCAGGCUAAGUUAAAUCCCACACAUAAUUUUUAAAAGCAAAUAUCUUUUCCUAAUCUUAAAAAUAAUUUUGAGCCUCAGAGACUUAAUAGCUAGCAUAUGUCUAUAAUUGUGAGGUUUUAAAUGAUUAUCAAAAGAUUAAAUUAUGUUUGGGUCAUGUUUUCAAGUUCCGUGUAUUGAAUUCUUCAACUGCUUUUUCUUACAGAAACUGGUAGAGGGGAUAUUUUAGAAAAGAGCGUGGUUGCUAGCGUAUCUCAGGUAACAGUGGUGGUAGAAAG
Molecule: messenger RNA, 3599 nt
Organism: Castor canadensis (American beaver)
Lineage: Eukaryota; Metazoa; Chordata; Mammalia; Rodentia; Castoridae
Gene: Zbtb24
Product: zinc finger and BTB domain containing 24
Biological process (GO): regulation of transcription by RNA polymerase II
Cellular component (GO): nucleus
Molecular function (GO): RNA polymerase II cis-regulatory region sequence-specific DNA binding; DNA-binding transcription factor activity, RNA polymerase II-specific; protein binding
Source: RefSeq, a predicted model, not a curated record